Messenger RNA from Diabrotica virgifera virgifera (western corn rootworm), 1524 nucleotides. RefSeq lists its product as uncharacterized. The coding region runs from base 1 to 1524 and encodes 507 amino acids. The transcript has a single exon. The record is from RefSeq and is a predicted model, not a curated record. NCBI's taxonomy places the organism in Eukaryota, Metazoa, Arthropoda, Insecta, Coleoptera, Chrysomelidae.
AUGGACAAUCAAAAAAACAAAGAAUGGAAGGAAGACAAGGAUGACGACCACAUGCUACGGAACAAGGACGACGAUGUGAUAGAGAUUGAUAUGGACGAAGAAACAGAAACUAAAGACCAAAGGGAAAAGAGAGAGCAGAGGGAGUUCGAGGAAGAACUCCUGAGAAAGAGUAAGGAGAACAGAAUUUCGUUAAAUAGGUCAGCGGGACCAGCGAAACAUUCAACAUUGCUAGAGGACAAAGAAGAAGAGAAAGAAAUUGAGGACCCCGAACCCGAGCAGGAGGGCAACAUAUUAAUGAAUUUAAUCUUCGGAAACGAUGACCGACAGUCAUAUAAAAAAAGAAAGGCGGGUAGCCCUGAGACAAUGGGGAGGUCAAAGAGGGAUAAAAGGGAGGAACAGGAGGAGCCGGAAGAGACGGAGGAGGAGAGAGAUCUCGGGAUGCUGAGGGAGGUCCUGGAGAUCCUCACCACAAAGGGACCGGUUGGCGGAGAGAAAAAAUACAGGGCGGUCAACAUUUUGGCAGAAUUAUACAAGCUGAACAAAGCUAACAAAUCAAGCCUGUACCUAGGGAGCCAGGCCUCGGCUGUAGACUCAGAUGCGUCUACACAAGAACAAGAACAGGAAAACAAAGGUGCCACGAAGCCAAAAAUGGUGGAGAUGGCCACCCAGACGGACGCAUGGCACGGUCCUCCCGGGGCAGUCAAGGUGGCGAGUCUGGAAGGAAUUAGAACAUACGAGGAAUUCCAGGGGCACGUCCGCCUCGAUUGGCCCGAGAGGAUCUACAAGAAGGCGGUGAUAGAAAUCGGUAACCCGGUCGAGAUGAAGGCCAACGUAAAGGUGGUGGUCACAGAGCCGAAUGACCCUGGUAUGAACUUCUCUGUUCAGAGGUUGUACAGGGACAGGUACCCGGCAUUAGCGACUCUUAAGGGGGAUUACGAAGAUAUGGAGCUAACAUACACUGUGAAAGAAAACGGGGUGAGGGUGUCCACUACGGAGACCAUUAUUAAGACGAAGAGCCACACCCCAGAACAACUGUGGGACGCCCUGGUGAAGGUCAGGGAGGAGGCUAAGGAUGAAGACCUGGUGGCCCUCCACCACACCAGCUACAUGCCAGUGGAGGAUCUAAGGAAGAUGGCAGAAGCCAUCUUCCAGAAGACAGCAGUGAAAAAAGUAGUAAUACAUACAACAGCAACCCGUAGGGAGAGGCCGACCUACGGGUUCAUUGUGAAAAAGAAGGAUGCGACAUAUUCUCAACUCCUUGAAGGGGUGGAGAAGGCGGUUGGCGGCACAGAGGCUAAGGGUGCGAUACAAAGCCUUAGGAGCACUAGGGAUGGUGGCCUUCUAAUAACUAUGGAUAAAGACCAGGCAGCGGCCGCGGAAAUUAAGAAUGCGAUAACCCAGAGGGAGAGCGGGCUCACCGCACAAAUGGUGGGCUCGGAAGGGCAGGAGGUCAUCCAUGUGAGAGGGAUGACUUCCAAUACAACGGAAGAACAGAUAAAAGAGGCAGUAAGAAGGGAAGUCUAA